Perkinsus marinus ATCC 50983 is the source of this 639-nucleotide messenger RNA. Its product is annotated as natural resistance-associated macrophage protein 1, putative. The transcript is spliced from 5 exons. NCBI's taxonomy places the organism in Eukaryota, Perkinsozoa, Perkinsida, Perkinsidae. Gene Ontology annotation, biological process: metal ion transport. Gene Ontology annotation, molecular function: manganese ion transmembrane transporter activity; cadmium ion transmembrane transporter activity. Gene Ontology annotation, cellular component: membrane. The record is from RefSeq and is a predicted model, not a curated record. Bases 1 to 639 code for a protein of 212 amino acids.
AUGAAGUAUAUCUUCGCAGUUGGUGUAUUGGCAGCAGGGCAAGCGAGUACUCUUACUGGAACUAUGGCUGGUCAAUACGUUAUGGAGGGUUUUAUGCAUAUCCGUAUAUCAAUGUGGGUAAGAGUACUAUUAACACGUACUAUAGCUCUAGGGCCGGCCUUGGCAAUUGCUUUAGUUGAGAGUGAAGUAUCGGGUAUGAACGGCAUCAAUGCGUGGUUGAAUAUUCUGCAGUCUAUACAGCUACCCUUCGCGUUGUUACCGUUACUGCACUAUGCGAUGAGCAAGAAGGUUAUGGGCACGUUUGCAUUGAAUAGAUGGUGGAGUGCUGGACUGUGGUUGUUGGCACUUAUUAUCCUCGCUAUUAACGUUUACCUCAUCAUCACUACACUGGUCCCCUUAGAUUGGCCUUGGUAUGCAUGGGCAAUUAUUGGUGUUGUAUUCUACCUGUAUGUUAGUCUAUGUUUCUAUUGUGUAGAAGAUGACUUGUCCCGUGGGUGCUCCAAUGUGAAGCAUGAUAUUACAUUCUUCCUCAAGCCGGUUAUUCGAGGCUUUAAGAUGCUCUAUGGUCAAUGCAAGAGAGCAUUUGAUAAGUGUAUUGGAAGGAAGGAUGAUGAUAAUGAGGUGGAAGACUGUGCGUAG